AUGCCACUGUUCGAUGCCACUGUUAAAUGGAAGCUUGCGUUUUUCAUUGGCACUCCAGUGGUGAUCGGUAUCUUGAAAUUUUGCUACGAGCAUGUUGCUUCGAAGGGUACCACGUCUGAAAAGAAGAAAGAGGAGCAGGAGCAGGAGCAGAAGCAGUCCGUAGACGAGCUGGAGGUUUCUGCAGAGCUGAAGGACAACGAGAUUUGUGAAACAAACCCGAAACCGGAUACACGCGUACAUCAGGCUGCCUUACGUUCGGCGAACGACUACAAGAACGAGGGAAGCCGCUGCUACCGGGAUCGCAAAUACUUGGAGGCAAUCAAAUUGUACGGUAUGGCAAUCGACACGUGCCCCGAGCAGCGCCCCGCGGAACUGGCCAUCUAUUAUCAGAAGCGCGCCGAUUGCUACGAGAAGCUCGAAAACUGGUCGAUGGUCAAGGAAGACUGCUCCAAUGCUCUGGAGCACGAUCAUCGGUAUGCCCAGGCGUACUACUGUCGGGCUCGUGCUCACGAGGCCACCGGGGACCUGAAGGAUUGCUUGAUUGAUAUCACGGCCGCGUGCAUUAUAGAAAUGUCAAUGAACGACGACUUGAACAAGUUUUUGGAGCGCGUGCUCAUGAAGACGGCACGUAUCGAUGCUGAAUGGAAAGUCUACUCCCAGGCUCCGCUGUUUGCCAAAAAGUUCGACAUACUUUCAUUCACGAGAUCCUUUGCCACGGAUGAGAUGAUGAACGGGUCCUCGGACGCACCUCCGCCGCGUGGGUUUCAUCGUGCCCUUAGCGCUUUCCACAAGGAGCAAUUCGCGGAUGUCAUCCCGUCCUGCACCGAGGAGAUUGAUUCCUCCGAGGCUGACUACAAGAUGGAGGCGCUGCUCAUGCGCGGCACUUUCCAGCUGUUCCGCGGCGCCUGCGAGGAGGGAAAACAGGACGUCGAUGCAGUCCUUCAGAGAAUCCACGCGAAUGAACAAUUACGCAUCUCCACUUAUCUUUGGAGUGCUGUUCUCCAGGUGUUGUUGGGCAAGAAACAGGAGGGGCUGGAGAUUUUGGAGCAAGCAGAGAAGUGGCAUCCCAAUAAUGCCGAUCUAUUCUAUCAACGUGCUUUACUGCUAUGCGACAUGGAGAGGUUUCACGAGGCCUUCUGGGACUUCAGUCAGGCCUCGCAGCUGGCUCCUCUCAACGCUACCACAGAACUCCAGAAAUACUUUACCGAAUACCGUAUCGCGGUCCGUGAAGAAAACCAGCUCGGCAUCCAGAUGGCGAUCAAGGACCUCCAAGAGUCAAUCGCCAGUUUUCCCCCUUGUGCGGAUGGCUACUCCAUGAUGGCGCAAGUGCGAGUCGACCAGAAGGAUUUCGCUGAAGCCAUGAAGUGCCUACAGAAGGCCGUCAAGUUGAAUCCGACCAAUGCCGCCCUGCUUGUCCAGAAGGCCAUGCUGGAGGAGCACUGGCACGGCGACCUCAAGAAAGUUGCCAUGAUGCUCAAAGCAGCAAUCUCUGUAGAUCCGCAGUGCUAUUUGGCUCACUGGAAGCUAGGGCUCGUGCACUUAAUGCUAGGGAACCUAACGAAAGCAGUUGGCAAUUUUGAAAAGGCUUGCUUCCUUGCCAAAGACAACGACGAGCUGAUUCAAUCCUACAAGUUCCGAAAUGCAACGGUCGCGAAAAUCGGUGCCUUUCAACGGCUGCGCAUCGUGAAGGACGAUCCACUAUUGCUUGCUGAUCUUGGAGUGCUUGGAUCUCAGCGACUGGUUUUACUUUAA
This is a messenger RNA of Drosophila pseudoobscura, 1752 nucleotides long. Its product is annotated as mitochondrial import receptor subunit TOM70-like. The coding region runs from base 1 to 1752 and encodes 583 amino acids. NCBI's taxonomy places the organism in Eukaryota, Metazoa, Arthropoda, Insecta, Diptera, Drosophilidae. Gene Ontology annotation, biological process: protein insertion into mitochondrial inner membrane; protein import into mitochondrial matrix. Gene Ontology annotation, molecular function: protein binding; transmembrane protein transporter activity. The record is from RefSeq and is a predicted model, not a curated record. The transcript has a single exon. Gene Ontology annotation, cellular component: mitochondrial outer membrane.